AUGAGAGAAUACAAGCUAGUCGUUCUUGGAUCUGGAGGUGUUGGAAAAUCAGCCUUGACUGUUCAAUUUGUCCAGUCCAUUUUUGUCGAGAAAUACGAUCCAACUAUUGAAGACUCUUAUCGCAAGCAAGUAGAGGUGGAUGGGCAGCAAUGUAUGCUCGAAAUUCUUGAUACAGCUGGUACGGAGCAGUUCACUGCCAUGCGAGAUUUGUACAUGAAGAAUGGCCAGGGAUUUCUCUUGGUCUUUUCUAUUGCAAGCAUGAUUACCCUGACAGAGCUGCAGGAGCUGAGGGUACAAAUCCAACGAGUAAAGAAUACAGACAAUGUUCCAAUGGUAUUGGUUGGUAACAAGUGCGAUCUUGAAGAAGACAGAAUGGUCUCGAGAGAACAGGGCAUGCGCCUGUCGCAGCAGUGGGGUGGAAAGCCGUUUUAUGAAACAUCAGCACGAUACAAGAUCAACGUCGAUGAAGUAUUUUACGACCUCGUCAGACAAAUCAACAGACAAAUGCCACCAAAAGACAAGAACAAGAAGAAACUCAAGUGUCUUGUUCUCUAA
Phycomyces blakesleeanus NRRL 1555(-) is the source of this 555-nucleotide messenger RNA. RefSeq lists its product as hypothetical. Bases 1 to 555 code for a protein of 184 amino acids. The record is from RefSeq and is a predicted model, not a curated record. NCBI's taxonomy places the organism in Eukaryota, Fungi, Mucoromycota, Mucoromycetes, Mucorales, Phycomycetaceae. Gene Ontology annotation, cellular component: plasma membrane. Gene Ontology annotation, biological process: signal transduction. Gene Ontology annotation, molecular function: GTP binding; GDP binding; GTPase activity. The transcript has 3 exons.